UUAUGCCAUUGAAACAAUUGAAUGGACAGUAAAUAAAUAUGUCUGUUAAACCAUUAAAAAUAAAUUGAUCUGAUUUUGGAUGAAAAUUUCUAACUUUUGUUAACUUAAAUAUGGAUAUAGCAGGAGAAAUGUCAGCAGCAAGGACUCCUAUUUCUAGAAUAUCUGAGAAUGACAACCGAAGCCUUAUUAAAAGACCACAGACAGCAUCACCAUAUGUCAUGGCGGUCAAAUACAGAAACAAGGCGAAGGUUGCCAGUCGGAAGACAAAUCGUGCCAUCAUUACACGACGUCGGACAGGGCGACGAAAGGCGUCAUUAAUAGACAGUGAAUACGGGGGCUGUGAAUCGUCUUUACACACCUAUAAUACUUCUUUAACAGACUUGUUUGACGAGUUCAACGAUGAUUUCGACUUUGAUGAUUUGGCAACAGGGACAAACUCAGUUGAACUAGAACCGUGUUCAAAACCAGACACAAAACAAACAUUUAAAGACUACGAAGAAAGCUUUGUGACUACGUCUCUUGAAAGUUGUUCACCAUCACCUGUUCUGGCAUCUAGAAUGUCAUCAGUAGGAGGAGUCAAUCAGGAGGAAAGUGAAUCCAGAUCAGAUAAGGAUCCAGCAUCAUAUUGUGAGAACCAAUAUCGGCGGAUGUGUAAAAUGUUAAAUAUUUCACCUGUAUCAUCCUUCAUCCGGGAACUGUCAAAAAAGAGAGUAUCCGUCAGGCAUCGUUCGCUCUGUCCAAAGGAUGCCAAAGCAAUGUCUGUUGCUCUUCUUGAGAAUCCAACAGUACAAAUGUUAGAUAUGACAGACAAUGAAAUAGGACCAAAGGGUGCUUUAUAUAUAGCUGAAAUGUUAACAGAUAACAGAAUCAUUACUGAUUUAAACUUAUCGGACAGUCAGAUUGGUAUUGAAGGUGCUAAAUACAUUGUGAAUAUAGCAGUAGAGGUAGACAACUUUACUUCAUUGAAUCUCUCAGGAAAUGGUUUUCGUGAAUUUGAUGCAAUACAUUUAAGAAAACUGUUCGAGGACACACAUAAUUUACUAAGACUAACUUUAAGCCAUAAUGAAUUUCGUGAGUUUGGAGGGAAAGUCAUAGGCGACGCAUUAAAAAUCAACGAUACAUUAGAAGAAUUAGAUCUCAGUUGGAAUCAUUUACGGUUUGAUGGUGCUGAUGCUAUUGCAAAUGGAUUAGCAUUGAAUCAAGGUUUAAAGAAAUUAGAUAUAUCAUGGAACGGAUUUUCAAUACGUGGUUGUGAAUCUCUUGCCAAAGCUUUAGAAUUUAAUGAAUAUUUAAGUGAACUGAAUUUGGAAUGUAACAGGAUAAACAAAGAUGCCUUAGAGAAACUUUUAAAAGGAAUGAAAAUUAAUCAGAGUUUACAAGUGUUGAAGUUAGGCUGGAAUCCUAUCACGACAAAGGGAGCACAGAUGAUCCUUGAUUUUAUCAACGAUAAUCCUACCUCAGGGCUGAAGAAAGUUGACAUUCGAACGCAGCUUGUAGAGAAAGAAUUUUCAGAGAAUGUGAAAAAACUAAAAGAAGAUAGGGACAUAACAUUUAUUCAUGGACCAAUUCGUGGAGCUCAUGGUUCUGGUGACGAUGAUGAUGAACUUUCCCUAAUAGAUGAAAAUCCUAUAAUAGUGCUUAUGGAAUUCGGACAUAUGAAUGGUUUCCGGCUAACGGAUCUCUUUUCUGUUUUUGACAAAGAUGGAAGUAAAUCUUUGGACAAAAGUGAAAUAAAAACUGGCUUGAUGAUGGCAGGAAUUCCUCUACAAGAACACUGUUUAGAGUUAUUAAUAGAUAAACUAGAUGAUGAUGACAGCGGAGAAAUAGAAUAUGCUGAAAUGAUGCAGGCACAGAUGAUUCAUAGAAGACAAAAGGCUAAAAUGAUGAAGGAUAUAUCAGAUGGCUCAGUUGAUGUAGAAAAGACAGAGGUUGGACGAGUUAGAGGCAAAUUACAUAAACUAAUGGCUAAACAUAUGGACGGAAACCCAGCUUUCAAACGUCGCGUUGAUGAUUUUAAGAAGUUAAUGGAAAGCUCACAGAAAGAUGAAAUCCUUCGACAAGAAUUUGAAAAGAAGAUAGCAUUGCGUAGAUCAUCGAAAGUUGAACGAGAGAGAAAACAAGAAAUCACAAAGGCAACUGAAGAAGCACUGCAAGAUAUUGUUGAAGCGGACAUAAUUGAAUCACAAAUCAAUGUCGAUACCAGAAAACUGACAAACCUAUCACUUGAAAAAGAUGAAAAAGAUCAUACAUUGUUAAAUAAUGGGAAAAAUAAAACACCGCGUUCUAACAGAAAUGAAAAUGAUUGGAUAGCUUUACAUGUUUAGUUCGACUGAUUUAAUUUAUUGUUUUGUUGUUGUUGUUGUUGUUCAAACAUGUUACAAAUGUACAAGUCAAACUGUUUUGCUAUCAUUUUUUAAAUAAUUGUGCCAUGUCUUAUUGUCGUAUUAAAAGCCUUAAUCAUAAA
Mytilus californianus (California mussel) is the source of this 2464-nucleotide messenger RNA. RefSeq names its product leucine-rich repeat-containing protein 74A-like. NCBI's taxonomy places the organism in Eukaryota, Metazoa, Mollusca, Bivalvia, Mytilida, Mytilidae. The record is from RefSeq and is a predicted model, not a curated record. Bases 111 to 2324 code for a protein of 737 amino acids. Gene Ontology annotation, molecular function: protein binding; calcium ion binding. The transcript has 14 exons.